AGCUCUGGCCGUGUAGGCGGCUCCGUUCUCCAGGCGCCGCUCAAGCACCACUCGGCGGCCGAGGCCGAAUUUACGGUUCUUGUGCGCUCCGAGGAGAAGGAGAGGAAGCUGGAAGAGCUUGCGGACGCGGAUAAUCUCCCUGCGAUUAAGGCUGUACUCGCAGGCAUGAAGAGGCGGUACGGGCAGACCGGGAAAGCUCCAAUUCUGGUACACACGUCCGGAACGGCCGUAUUAAUGGAUAAUGCAGAGGGGAAGUACGAAGGCACAAAGUACUAUGAUGAUACUGUCCCCGAGCAGUUUGACACACUCGCCGAGACUCAGAUCCACAGGAACGUUGAUUUACUAGUUGUCGAAGCCGAUAAGGAGGGAUACAUAAAGAGUCACAUCGUCCUUCCGAGCGGAAUUUACGGGAUCGCAUCUGGUCCGCUGUUUGACGCUGGGAUUGGCAACCGCCACACCAUCGCGAUUCCCCUCCUCAUCAAGAUUGGCGUGGGUCGAGGGGCAGCCGGCGUGAUCAACGAGGGAUUGAACAAGUGCCCGUGUGUGCACAUAGAUGAUAUCGCGGACCUGUAUGUCACCGUGUACGACGGCGCGCUCUCAGGACGGGCAGGCCAUGGUCGUGAAGGGUACUAUUUUGGAGAAAACGGGCACUAUAGCUGUUAUGACCUCUCCAAAGCCGUCGCGGAGGUUCUAGUGGCGCUCGGCAAAAGCAAGAACGCAGAGCCAUCCCCGUUCACUAAAGAGGAGUGCGAGCAGAUGCCUCUGCUUCUUCUUCUGGGGGCGAACUCACUGUGUCACGCGAACAGGGCGCGCGCAUUGGGCUGGAAUCCGAAGUAUACAGUCGAGGACUUGUUCAAGAGCGUCAAGCCCGAAGCGGAGGCAAUCCUGGCUUGA
Messenger RNA from Coniophora puteana RWD-64-598 SS2, 894 nucleotides. RefSeq lists its product as uncharacterized. The annotation marks the transcript as partial. The transcript is spliced from 7 exons. The record is from RefSeq and is a predicted model, not a curated record. NCBI's taxonomy places the organism in Eukaryota, Fungi, Basidiomycota, Agaricomycetes, Boletales, Coniophoraceae.